ACGCAGCCCAAACCAGUAAGUUCAACCAGGAAGUAGUGAGGGUUUUGGCCAACGAAGAGAUAGUUCUUGACACUUUAGAGCCCUAUUUAAACAAAUAAUAGAGCGAUAGUUUAACAAUGCGACUUCAAAUGUAUCAAAGAUUAAAUGCUUGAGUGUUGUCGAGUAUAUCCAUAUCUUUCGGUGCCCUGAAAGCGAGCGAAAUGGACUUCUUCAACGAAAACGGAGGCUCGUACACGGAAAAUCUCAUCGGAACGUUGCUCGCCAUUUUCGGAAAUGUACUUGUCAGCAUCUCCCUAUGUAUUCAGAAGUACAGCCAUGUGUCCUUAGCUGGAGCCAAGGACUUGCGUGCCUUCUAUCGCACCAAAACCUGGUGGUCUGGUCUUAUCCUCACCUGCCUCGGGGAGGCGGCGAACUUUGUCUCUUAUGCCUUUGCCCCCCUUGUUCUUAUAGCGCCCCUCAAUGCGGUGUCUGUUUUGACUAGCUCAAUUUUAGGUCUUAUUUUUCUGCGUGAGAGAUGUAAACCAAACGAAUUUGCAAAGCGCUAUGGGCUGUCCUUUCUGGGCUGUAUCUUUGUUGCAGGAGGAACCUACCUCUUUGUAGCAUUUGGACCAAACUCCCAUGAAAAACUUGAAGCUGACGUUGUUGUAAAGCACCUUGUGGGAUGGCCUGUUCUAUUGUAUAUGCUCCUGGAGGUCAUCAUGUUCUGCCUGCUGUUAUACUUCUACAAACGAAGAGGUGCAAAUUAUGUCGUUGUUAUUCUUCUCCUGGUCGCCCUACUUGGCUCUGUGACUGUGAUCUCAGUGAAGGCAGUGUCGGCCAUGUUGGUGCUCACUGCUGAGGGCAACAUGCAGCUUGACUACCCCAUCUUUAGUGUCAUGAUUGUUUGUAUGUUGGCUUCAGUAGUCUUCCAAGCCAGAUUUCUCACCCAGGCCUGCAAGCUGUAUGAAUCUUCUCUCAUAGCCUUUGUCAACUACAUUUUCUCAACCACUUUUGCAGUGAUAGCUGGAGCUGUGUUUUAUUUGGAAUUUAAAAACGAAGAUAUUCUUCACAUCUGCUUGUUUUUGCUGGGAACUGCACUGUGUUUCCUGGGAGUCUUUCUCAUCACCAGAAUCAGGAGGAGGCCAAAGACCUUUGAGCCGUACGUCACUAUGGACAUGGCUAAAGGCAUCCCCACCAUCCAUGACAAAGGUCCCAUAGUUCAACCAGAGGUCAAUGGUUCUUUCAACUAUGGUGCUCUGGUCAACAACGAUGGAGCAACACCCAUAACUGUACCAGUCAACAUGGAACAACCUCCAGAUGUCGGCAGAUCUGCCGACGCCUCCUACAACCAUUCCGACCUCAAGAAAGAUUAGGACCAAAGCUGUAUUUUUUUUUUCUUGCUAACUUCAGGUAUGGACAUCUUUUAAGGACUUUGGAACUGAGUCCUGUGCGAGUGUUCUCACACAGAUAGUGUAAAUCCGUGUCACUAUUCCCUGGGAUUUGUUUAUUCCACACACUUCUGUCUUUUUCACUCAUUGAAGUAUUUGAAUGAAAUCAGGAGUUUUAGGGGUUUAUUGUUUGUUUUGUGUAGAGAGACUUCCCCUAAAGUCAACUGCCUCAACCAAUACUGUUAUUUUUAGUAUUGGAAUAUUUAAUAUUUUUUGUUCUUAUCUGCUGAUGAAUGGGAUCCUGCAAUGAUCUGCUCUUUCAUAUGGGAUUGUGAUGACACUCCCUGACGUCCAGAGUCUAGUGAUAUAGACACACACACACAGAGGAGAUGGAAAAUGAAAGACUUGCCAAUGAACAUUAACCUGUAGAUUUUGAACUUUCACCUCUCCUGUCUGUCUUGUAUGAAGGAUUAUUGAUCCAGUGUCUUGUUCUCUGACCAAGCUGUGGGUGCAGUUGUUUUAAGUUAUUGUGGUAUUUAUUCAGUUUAAAUGUUGAUUUGAAUGUGCCUUAAUGUGUAGCUUUACACUGGAUAAAUGAAAUGUCAGGUGAAACAUAAACCAUGCUGAUGUGUGAUGUUUCACUUCCUGUUCUUUAGAAUUUAAGUCAGUAACAACUCUUACUUGGUUAGAUUAAUAUACUGUGUAUCAUACUUGCUUCCGGAACAUAAGGUAUAAAGUAUUUUAAACUGGGCAACUGAAUUUGCUCCAGUUAUUUUCCCUUAUUUCAAAGAUUUUAGUUGAUUCUUUGGUUUGAUGGAAUAUUUUUAACAGCUUAUGCUUUAAUAAAAAUAAAAAUGAACUCCUCAUUUAGAAGUGCAUGUGAACAAAGAGGGCUUUCAUUUCUGUACCAUAGGCAGUUUUUUAUUAAGUAGCUCUGACAUUUCUGACCUGUGAGUGAAUCGGCUCAAUCUCAUCACUGUGUAAACAGACUGUCUUGCUUUUAUCACUGCCUUAUGAUAAAAAUCAGAUCAGUUCCCUUUUCUAAUCUCACACUGUGUAAUAUAUGCAAUCUUUGAUCAUAUACACUAAAUAAAUUACAUUUCUAACUGAU
Molecule: messenger RNA, 2478 nt
Organism: Cynoglossus semilaevis (tongue sole)
Lineage: Eukaryota; Metazoa; Chordata; Actinopteri; Pleuronectiformes; Cynoglossidae
Gene: nipal3
Product: NIPA like domain containing 3
Exons: 11
Coding region: 201-1352 (383 amino acids)
Biological process (GO): magnesium ion transport
Cellular component (GO): membrane
Molecular function (GO): magnesium ion transmembrane transporter activity
Source: RefSeq, a predicted model, not a curated record